CCCCCCUCCGCCCCCUCCCCCUUCCACGGUUGGUUGAUCUAUUGCAAUGGUCGCCAUACCCACCCUCUCUCUCCUAUUGGCCCUGGCGGAGUGGGCAGGACCGGUCACYCCCUCCCCACACCUCUUGCUCCGSCCCCGGGAGCGGGAGAGAGACCCGGGGACUAUAAUGAACUUCAACAUCGCUGUGAUCCACGCGGGGGCCAGCGUGCAGGUAGAGGCGGCGGCCGGGCCCGGGGGAAGGGUGCUCUACCCUGGGUUUGGCCGGGCACACAGCUCCCUGGGGGAGAGCGUGAUCACCCAGUGGGGCUCUGCUAACGUCAUCUGGCURCAGGUGAAUGACAGUAGUCCUAAGACUCUGCUGUCCCAGCUGUGUGACCUGCUGGCAGCGAGGCCCCUACAGGGCCUGGUCUAUGAGGAGGAGAGGCCACCACCCACCGCCUGGGGACCCCUGGCCCCCAUGUUAGAGUUUGUCUCUGCCCAGACUGGACUACCCAUUGUGGCUGUAGGCGGAGGAGCAGGGCUGGGGAGGAUGCAACAG
Salvelinus sp. IW2-2015 is the source of this 538-nucleotide messenger RNA. RefSeq names its product glutamate receptor ionotropic, NMDA 2D-like. The record is from RefSeq and is a predicted model, not a curated record. NCBI's taxonomy places the organism in Eukaryota, Metazoa, Chordata, Actinopteri, Salmoniformes, Salmonidae.